AUGUUUCCCCUCCUACCCCUCCUCCUCCUCCUCCUCCAUCUCACAUCACCUACAUCUUCUUCCUCUGUCAACGCUAAACCUGACCUUGCCUCUGACAAUAACAUCCUCCCCGACAACAUCCAAACUUAUUCAGUCAUGUCUGUUGGAACCUACUCUCUUCCGGCGCUGCCGUACGCCUACGAUGCCCUUGAGCCCAGCAUCUCGGCUCAAAUCAUGGAACUUCACCACUCAAAGCAUCACCAAGCCUACGUAACAAACCUCAACGCCGCCCUCAAGAACUACGCCACCGCUACUUCAUCCAGCGACAUCGCCGGCCAGAUCGCCCUCCAGUCUGCCAUCAAGUUCAACGGCGGCGGCCACAUCAACCACUCCCUCUUCUGGGAGAACCUCUGCCCCUCCAGCUCUCCAGGCUCCAAGCCCGACAGCGCCCCCACGCUCGGCGCUGAGAUCUCAAAGACGUGGGGCAGCAUCGAGGCUUUCCAGGAGACCUUCAAGAAGACUCUGCUGGGACUGCAGGGCAGCGGCUGGGGAUGGCUGGUCAAGGACACGCAGGGCUUGCGUAUCGUUACCACCAAGGACCAGGAUCCUGUCGUGGGAGGGGAGGUGCCCAUUUUUGGCGUCGAUAUGUGGGAGCAUGCCUACUACCUGCAGUACCUGAACGGAAAGGCUGCCUAUGUUGACAACAUCUGGAAUGUUAUCAACUGGAAGACGGCCGAGGCUCGCUUCACUGGCUCCCGUGAGGAUGCAUUCAAGGUCCUCCGAGCUUCCAUCUAG
Molecule: messenger RNA, 774 nt
Organism: Fusarium pseudograminearum CS3096
Lineage: Eukaryota; Fungi; Ascomycota; Sordariomycetes; Hypocreales; Nectriaceae
Exons: 3
Coding region: 1-774 (257 amino acids)
Biological process (GO): superoxide metabolic process
Cellular component (GO): mitochondrion
Molecular function (GO): metal ion binding; superoxide dismutase activity
Source: RefSeq, a predicted model, not a curated record